AUGGUCAUCCGGCCCUAUGGCUACGCAAUCUGGGAGGCCAUCCAGUCCUACCUGGACGGCAAGUUCAAGGAGACCGGCCACCAGAACGCCUACUUCCCGCAGCUCAUCCCGUACAGCUUCAUCGCCAAGGAGGCUCAGCACGUGGAGGGGUUUGCGCCGGAGCUGGCGCUGGUGACCAAGGGGGGCGGCAAGGACCUGGAGGAGCCCCUGGUGGUGCGGCCCACCAGCGAGACCAUCAUCAACCACAUGUUCGCACAGUGGGUGCAGUCGUACCGCGACCUGCCGCUGCUGCUCAACCAGUGGUGCAACGUGCACCGCUGGGAGAUGCGCACGCGCCCCUUCGUGCGCACUCUGGAGUUCCUCUGGCAGGAGGGCCACACCGCGCACGCCACUGCCGAGGAGGCGGAGGAGGAGGCGAUGCGCAUGAUCCGCGUGUACGAGGAGUUCGCGGUCACGCAGGCGGCGAUGCCCGUGAUCCCGGGCCGCAAGUCGCGCAUCGAGUCGUUCGCGGGGGCCAACAUCACGUACACCAUUGAGGCGAUGAUGUCAGACAAGAAGGCCCUGCAGUCCGGCACCAGCCACAACCUGGGGACCAACUUUGCGAAGGCCUUCGAGACCCAGUUCAUCGACGAGCAGCAGCAGAUGCGCUACGUGCACCAGACCAGCUGGGGCGCGUCGACGCGGCUCAUCGGCGGCGUCAUCAUGACUCAUGGGGACGACAAGGGCCUCCGCCUGCCGCCCAACAUCGCGCCCACGCAGGUCGUGAUUGUGCCGAUCACCCGUAAGGACGCCGACCGCGCGUCAGUCAUGGGGGCGGUGGACGGCCUGGUGGCGGCGCUCAAGGGGGCGGGCAUUCGCACCAAGGUGGAUGCCAACGAGCUGAAGACCCCUGGGUGGCGCUACAACUACUGGGAGCUCAAGGGGGUGCCGGUGCGCGUGGAGGUUGGCCCGAGGGACGUGGAGCAGGGCACAUGCGUCGUCGCGCGGAGGGACGUGCCCGGCAAGGAGGGCAAGCAGGUGGGCGUCCCGAUGGCCCCCGAGGCCUUCAUCCCGCACGUGCAGGGGCUGCUGGCCGAGGUGCAGGCGGCGCUGCUGGCGCAGGCGACGGCGUUCCGCGACGAGAACAUCGUGGACGUGACGUCAUACGACGAGCUCAAGGCCACCGUGGCCGAGGGCAAAUGGGCGCGCGGCGGCUGGGCGGGCAGCGACGACCAGGAGAAGCAGAUCAAGGAGGAGACGCAGGCCACACUGCGGUGCUUCCCCUUCGACCAGCCGGCGGGCCCCCACACCUGCUUCAUGACGGGGCAGCCCGCGGCCGAGGUGGCGCUGUUCGCCAAGUCUUACUGA
Messenger RNA from Monoraphidium neglectum, 1347 nucleotides. RefSeq names its product prolyl-tRNA synthetase. Gene Ontology annotation, biological process: prolyl-tRNA aminoacylation. Gene Ontology annotation, molecular function: proline-tRNA ligase activity; ATP binding. Bases 1 to 1347 code for a protein of 448 amino acids. Gene Ontology annotation, cellular component: cytoplasm; aminoacyl-tRNA synthetase multienzyme complex. The transcript has 11 exons. NCBI's taxonomy places the organism in Eukaryota, Viridiplantae, Chlorophyta, Chlorophyceae, Sphaeropleales, Selenastraceae. The record is from RefSeq and is a predicted model, not a curated record.